ACGCGCGCAGGAUCGCGUCACCACGAGUGUACAACGGCUGUCAUCGACUCUCAGCUGUCCGAUUGACGGCGAACCCAAUCUCGCGUUUCCGUCGACCCAGUGCCGCGUAAAUCGAUCGUCGUCAGAGAUUCGCUCGAUACACGGCACGUCGAUUCUCGAUCGAUACGGUGUUUGCGCGACUCGCGGAUCGGUCUUUGCGGUGACACGUGCUCUCGCUAGGCGGAUCGUUUGACAGUGCAGUUAUUCCCUUGUCAACGGAAUCGAGGCGUGGGUGACUCGUGAGACCGCUAGAAAAAAUUCUUACACGUGAUCAAAUUCGUGUAGAGGAUCUAUCAUCCUUUAACAACUCGAAUAAUAAAAUGAGAUUAUAAUUUACUUGGAACGAGUAUGAAACUUGCGAAUGAGUCGCUUGGCAGUGUCUUUAUCCGUCGUCUAUUGUUAGAAUAAAAUUGAAUCUAUCUUUGGACCGGCUGUCGGCGAGCACAGGUGAUACGGAUAGGUGGUGUUUCUGGAUCGCGAUCGAGGUCGCGUCUGGAGUCGAGUAUUCGUGUUCGACACACGGUUCCCACCCUUCUCGGGGCUUCUUAACUAAGCUACCCGACUUUAAACGAUUUCAUCAACGAGGCCACUCCUGUCGCUCCACGUGUUACGAUACACACGCUCAUCUCCGCUCCGUGGAGUUGACUGACCGAGUGACUCACAAGAUCGCGGAGCCUAUUCGUCCCGUCUCGCCGAUUGAAGAUACGCGCACAACGCGCUCGUUUCUAUCGUGACACGGCGGUUCGUCAGUCAGGGAAAACAAUCGUGAUAGGAACGGAAUCGAACUGAGAGAGGAAGCAAAUCUUGCAAACCUCCGAAGCAAAAUUUUCGCAGCUGUUCGACAUCCCCACGCGAGUCCAGCGAACCCCGUCCAUCGGGGAACGCUAGCCCAGACGAUUCGCAAUUAGCGAUCGACAAAAGUGCUGGCCAGUAAUUGGGAGCCGGAUUAAUUGGAACGCGAAGCCAUCGCGGCCACCCGCCAUGAAAGAGACGAACGCAGCGGGUGGGUCGGUCGAAUAAGCCCGUGCCUUCCUCGCUUCGCGGAUUCCGUCUGCACACCAAAUAAACAUCGGUAGACGGUACAUUUUUCAAGUGUGCUUCUCCAAAACAUUCGCGAGUGCUGUCAUCGCGUGGUCUCGUAAGAAGUGAGAAGUAAAGUUCGAUUUGGUCGAUCCUACAGUGCGAUCGGUGCUAGAAGAUCCUCGCCAUCGAAUUGGAAGUGCCAGAACAAGAGAAGGCAAGAGGUACCCCUCGAUCACCGAGAACGAGAAGAGUUUGCCAGUGAACCUCCAAGUGUGCUCCAAGAGUAACCCAACGCGAGUGCUAUCGAGUCUGCAGGAAAUUGAUUGGAAGUGUCAGGAAAAGGGACGCUGAGAAGAAGGGUAGCUUCGACGGUCAGCGUGUCGGGAAUCGGGCCUGAGGAUGCGCCGUCGGGCGACAACGCGUUCUUCGAGAAUAGUAGCGGUAGAAUGUUGACGGCCCGUUCUGGGCCUCUUGGGCUCGGCGUACCGCGAACCCUGGGGCCCGCAGAGGGGAGCGACCAUCUCUUUCUGCUGCCGGAAAGGGCAUUGAUCAUGGACAGCACCCACUUGCGACAGGACCUGGCCGGUCUGGACUUCAACUUGCAUCUGAACCUGCUCCACACGGCACCGCGUGGCAACGUCUGGCUAUCUGGAGCCGCUUCUGAGGAAACUAACCAAAGGUCCAGUUCUGCACACAAUCGCCACUCUCUCACGAAGGAAACGAUGCAUUGGUUCGCCCAAAUAGGAGGUGACGAGGCUUCACCCGAUUCGUCAGAUGUGAAGCGACGCCGAAGUUUCUACGACGAGGACUCUCUCGACGGCGAUCUUCCUUUCGAGAACGAAGGACGGGAGUCGACAGGAAGCGCGAAAGACGUGGACAGGGCGAAGCUCGUCCGUGAGAGACAGAACGAGGAGCGGCAGCGGAAGUUGGAGGAGCUGAGACAUCAGGCUCUCGCCGCGCAGCGUUUCCGGGAGCAGCGGGAGGAAGAACGCCGAAGGCGCAUCGACGAGCUCAGAUCGCGUGACAACGACAGAAGAUAUCAAGUCGAAGAGAGAAAGCGAUUGAUAUGCGAGGCGGAGAGGGAAAGACGGGAGGCGAUCCUCCGGAAGAACCAGGAGAGAGAGGCGCGCAUAGAGGCAAAGAGGAAGAACAUCGAGAGGUCCCACAUUGUGUUCGCGUUCGGAAGCUCUACGCCAAGGAUGCUGGAACCUGCAGACACCGGUGGCUCCACUUUCUGGGGAACUCGCAGAGCGACCUCUACCACCAACGUGAUGAUGUUCUCGGCUGCUCAGCCGUUGACCAGGAGAUCCUCCGAAAGGGAGCUCGACGGCAGCAAGAAACGUGCCACUUCCGCCGGAGGACUCGACAGGAAACCUGGCGAAGAUAUGAGAAUGUCCUCGUCCAUGUACGAGGUGUUCAAUUGGAAUUCUAGCCCUGAUCCUCCCUUAACCCCUGCCAAACAUAAGAGAGCCAGCCUCUCUCUGCCUCCUACAACUGACAUCUUUGCCAUCGAUGAUAAGUCUGAUAGCGACACUAGGCGUCCGAUGAUUCAGCGGGCUGCCAGUGGUGAAGAGAGCGACGGAACGCCCGGAACACCUAGUUCGGUUUAUCUGCGAGUGAACAGGAGACGCACCGACCUGAUGCCGACGAUACCGUCGCCGCGUGAUGGACCUCCGUCGACGGGACGCAGCUCCAGCGCCAAGGCCUUCACACGUUCGCCAGGUAGGACUUACUCGAUGUCCAGGCUGGAUCAGCUGGCGCAGCCUCGGAAACGUCCGACAGAACUUAGCACACUGACGGAACAACAGAGCCAGCCUCUGAGCGCUUCUAGCAUGAGUCGCAGCAUGUCACAUUUAGCUGCGUCCGGGGCUAAGAGCCUCAAACGCUCAGAUAACUCUCGUAGCAUGGGUACGUUGCCAGGCGCGGUCCCGAUCCCGAGACCAACCAGGGCCGAGAGACUCCGUCGCAAAGCACGCGAGCAUCAAAACCACCAGCAGCAAGGCAUCCGCAGCGGGGAGGUGACACCGAACAGCCCAUCACGACCGCACAGCUCCAUGAGCCAGCAAAGCGCCAGCAGUGUGGGCAGCAGUAACGUCAAUCUGCGUCCCCGCACGACUGCCCCGCGUCGGCCGCGACCUGCUUCUAUUGCCGGUACCGGUGUUUCGGUCACAGAACGACACAAAGUUAGGACGUGUCGCGAGUCACGUAUUCUCGCCGCAGAUCUGUUGGCCGACACGAAGCUGACGAAGGAUUCGAAGCCCCCACUGCCAAAGGUCCAUAAUAGCACUCCAAAGAAACCUUCCACGCCGAAAAUGACGGAGGCGAAGAAACCGACGGAAAAACUGACGAAGAACGCCAAGGCGUCCCCGCGGAUAACCCCGAAAGCGACGCCGUUACAGAGCCCUGGAAUCGAGAACGAACCGUUCAUUCGCGAGAACACGGUGGAGAUAAUCAAGCACGACGUCAAGGAGGAGAUUAAGUCGGAGGACAAGCACGAGGAGAAGAAGGACCAGGGCACAGAAAAAACACAACAGGAAAUAAGUGCUGCGGAACAGGGUACCGAGGAGGUUAAGCAGCAAGCUAUCAUCGAACAAACCAAUUCUGUCGCGAUGUCCAAACAGAUCAAGGACGAAACCAAUUCGAACCAAGAGAAUCAACCAGUCGCGCCAUCUCAAGAAACUCCCAAGAACACGAAAAAAGAAGACAACAAACAGGAGAAGAAGCCAGUUGAAGUCGAAGCGAAAUCCGAAAACAAUUUGGAGGAGCAGGUAGACAUGUCAGCCUCUAUGAUAGCGAAGAUUAGGAUUACCACGGAGGAGGAGGCUAAGGCAGCCAUAGCGGAACGCAGAAGAUUGGCCAGAGAGCAAGCGGAACGGGAAGCCGAACUCGAACGUCAACGACAGGAGGAAGAAGCGCGUUUAGAGGCCGAGAGAUUGCGCGCCGAAGAGGAAGAGCAACGCCGUUUGGAAGAGGAAACGCUCCGUUUGGCGAACGAGGCCCGAGAAGCUGAAGAACAGAGACUGAGAAUGGCGAUCGAAGAGGCGAAACGUCGCGAGGAAGAAGACAGGAGAAGAAGAGAGGAAGAGGCGCGUCAGAAGCAGGAGAAGGAAGAGGCUGAGCAGAAAGCGAGAGAAGAAGCUGAAAGACAACGGAUUGAAAUGGCUGAGCGUCUCAAAAAGGAAGAAGAAGAAAGGCUCGCUAGACGUAAACGCGUCGAGGCGAUUAUGAGUAGAACUCGCGGGAAAAAUCAAAACACGCCCACUAAGGGAGAGGGUGGCGAUGGCGAUGGCGAUAAAUUGAAAGAAGACAACAGUCCUAACGAUGAAAAUAAGCCAGUACCGGGUAGCAAAAACGAAGAUGUAAUGACAGCCAGUCUCAUAUCCGAAGCAACUCAACAAUUCAUUAGCGGAGAGCAGCGAGCUCAUCAUACGGAAAACAACACUACGGCGGAUAUUGUGCAUAACGGCACGCAUAGUAAUGGCAUUAACGAAAGUAAAAUUGUAUUGGAUAAUAAUCAGGGUAAUGUGGAAGGAGAACUGAAUGGUCAUCAUACGAAUCACGGAAAUGGUAUCAACAGUCAAUCAAUUACACUGGACAAUGCCACCGUCAAACAAAACAACGUGACCAACAACCUGUUAGACCUAACGGAAUUCGACUCUCUCAGUAAUAGCAGUAGUGGUCCAAUACUUGAACUGACAUCCAAUUUGGCCAACGAAGACACCCUCAACUCGAACCUAAAUCCAGCAGCUAUACCUUUCACUCCAUUGGCCAACACAUACAUGCCAACCGCUGCUAACGUCAAUGUAAAUCCGUUCCAGGAUUCUUUUAUAAACAACAAACCACAAGAUAAUAGUCAAGUACCAGAUCUUUUAUCAUAAUGCGCGUAUUAAACAUUCUGGUGAAAAGGAAGAAGAACAAUUGGAUCGAAAUGCCCUGUUGCUUACAGCAAGCAAUCUAGGUAUCAAUCUAAAUGACGUCAUUAACAAAAUAAUGUAAAUAAGCGCUAUCGAUGUGUAGAAAUGGAGAUCUAAGUAGAGGAACGGGGGCACUACGUCAAAAAAAAAAAAAAUAAUAAAAACACAAAUAGGAAAAAAAAAUGAAACGACUACCUUGUCCUUAAACGUUGUCACGAGGAAUGUAAAAUAAUAUAUAAUGUUAAUUAAUAAUACUAUGCAAACAGCAAAUAGGCACUCAGUCCGUUAUAGUAUGCUAUUAGGAUAUAAAUCUAAUGUUUUAGAGGUCCUUUAAGGGAAAUAAGGCCUGUUUAUAACGUAAUAUGAUUUGAAACACGCGUAUAUAUUUUAUUGUAAGAAAUUUCGUUGAAUUGAUUUCACGCAUUUUUCGUCCGUGCUCUUAUGAUGUUUGAUGUUUAUUGAAGGUCUUUUAUCGAAAAAAAUA
Molecule: messenger RNA, 5460 nt
Organism: Hylaeus volcanicus
Lineage: Eukaryota; Metazoa; Arthropoda; Insecta; Hymenoptera; Colletidae
Product: MAP7 domain-containing protein 1
Exons: 17
Coding region: 1509-4940 (1143 amino acids)
Biological process (GO): microtubule cytoskeleton organization
Cellular component (GO): microtubule cytoskeleton
Source: RefSeq, a predicted model, not a curated record